CGGUGGUUUGGCGACAGUUCUCGCCCAGAGAGCCUUUUACUUUUGCAGAGAUGCGGCAUUCCAAACGCACUCACUGCCCUGAUUGGGAUUCCAGAGAAAGUUGGGGACAUGAAAGCUACAGUGGAAGUCAUAAACGGAAGAGGAGGUCUCACAGUAGCACACAGGAGAACAGGCAUUGCAAACCGCAUCCUCAGUUUAAGGAAUCUGAUGGUCAUUAUUUAGAAGCAAGGUCCUUGAAUGAGAGAGAUUAUCGGGACCGGAGGUACAUUGAUGAAUACAGAAAUGACUACUGUGAAGGAUAUGUUCCUAGGCAUUAUCAAAGAGACAUUGAAAGCAGUUAUCGAAUCCACUGCAGUAAAUCUUCAGGUCAAAGCAGGAGAAGCAGUCCUAAAAGGAAGCGUAAUAGACACUGUUCAAGUCAUCAGUCUCAUUCGAAGAGCCACCGAAGGAAAAGAUCCAGGAGUAUAGAGGAUGAUGAGGAGGGUCACCUGAUCUGUCAAAGUGGAGACGUUCUAAGAGCAAGAUAUGAAAUCGUGGAUACUCUUGGUGAAGGGGCUUUUGGCAAAGUGGUAGAGUGCAUUGAUCAUGGCAUGAAUGGCAUGCAUGUUGCAGUGAAAAUUGUAAAAAAUGUAGGUCGAUACCGUGAAGCAGCUCGUUCAGAAAUUCAGGUGUUGGAACACUUGAAUAGUACUGAUCCUAAUAGUGUCUUCCGAUGCGUCCAGAUGCUGGAGUGGUUUGAUCAUCAUGGUCAUGUUUGUAUUGUGUUUGAACUGCUGGGACUUAGUACCUAUGAUUUCAUUAAAGAAAACAGCUUUCUGCCAUUUCAAAUUGAUCACAUCAGGCAAAUGGCAUAUCAGAUCUGCCAGUCAAUAAAUUUUUUGCAUCAUAAUAAAUUAACCCAUACAGACUUGAAGCCUGAAAAUAUUUUAUUUGUGAAGUCUGACUAUGUAGUCAAAUAUAAUUCUAAAAUGAAACGUGAUGAACGCACGCUGAAAAACACAGACAUCAAAGUUGUUGAUUUUGGAAGUGCAACGUAUGAUGAUGAACAUCAUAGUACUUUGGUGUCUACACGGCAUUACAGAGCUCCAGAGGUGAUUUUGGCUUUAGGUUGGUCUCAGCCUUGUGAUGUUUGGAGCAUCGGUUGCAUUCUUAUUGAAUAUUACCUUGGCUUCACAGUCUUUCAGACUCAUGAUAGUAAAGAACACCUGGCAAUGAUGGAACGAAUAUUAGGACCUAUACCAACACACAUGAUUCAGAAAACAAGAAAACGCAAAUAUUUUCACCAUGACCAGCUGGAUUGGGAUGAGCAUAGUUCUGCUGGUAGAUACGUUCGGAGACGCUGCAAACCAUUAAAGGAAUUUAUGCUUUGUCAUGAUGAAGAACAUGAGAAACUUUUUGACUUGGUUCGAAGGAUGUUAGAAUAUGAUCCAACUAAAAGAAUUACCUUGGAUGAAGCAUUACAACAUCCUUUCUUUGACUUAUUAAAAAAGAAAUGAAUUGGAAAUCAGUGGUCUUACUGUAUACUUCUCUAGAAGAGAUUACUUAAGACUGUGUCAGUCAACUAAACAUUCUAAUAUUUUUUGUAAACAUUAAAUUAUUUUGUACAGUUAAGUGUAAAUACUGUAUAUUUUGUAUCAAUACAAUAUCUUGUUAAGCAAAUGUGAUAAUUGAUGAAACAUAAAGGUGAACAUUAAUUUUCCUUUUUGAGCUUAACUAUCAUUUUUAAAGACCUUUGGAAUAUACUUUGUGUCCAGUGAUAAAUGUGAUUGAUCUUGCGUUUUUAUACAAUGAAAGUUGAUUCUUUAAAGAUUUUUUUGAGUAAAAGGAAAUCUUUACUACUUU
Messenger RNA from Elephantulus edwardii (Cape elephant shrew), 1842 nucleotides. RefSeq names its product CDC-like kinase 4 (gene CLK4). The record is from RefSeq and is a predicted model, not a curated record. Gene Ontology annotation, cellular component: nucleus. Bases 51 to 1496 code for a protein of 481 amino acids. The transcript is spliced from 13 exons. Gene Ontology annotation, biological process: protein phosphorylation; regulation of RNA splicing. NCBI's taxonomy places the organism in Eukaryota, Metazoa, Chordata, Mammalia, Macroscelidea, Macroscelididae. Gene Ontology annotation, molecular function: protein tyrosine kinase activity; ATP binding.